Messenger RNA from Gastrolobium bilobum, 4371 nucleotides. RefSeq names its product ABC transporter G family member 31-like. Gene Ontology annotation, molecular function: ABC-type transporter activity; ATP binding; ATP hydrolysis activity. The transcript is spliced from 25 exons. NCBI's taxonomy places the organism in Eukaryota, Viridiplantae, Streptophyta, Magnoliopsida, Fabales, Fabaceae. The coding region runs from base 1 to 4371 and encodes 1456 amino acids. Gene Ontology annotation, cellular component: membrane. The record is from RefSeq and is a predicted model, not a curated record.
AUGGCUGUCACGGGUGGGGAAGGGAAAAAGGAGAGAGAAAGUUAUGCAUCAAAUGGGACGCAAUACUUCGACUUCGACAUGGCUUCAGAAACAGGAAGAGAAUCGUUUGCAAGGGCUUCGAAUGCAGAAUGGGUAGAGGAAGAUGAAGAGGAGCUUCAAAUGGCUGCACUUCUAAGGUUGCCUACGAUGAAACGUGUCAACCUUGCAUUGGUUAGAAAACCAUCUUCGGAUCAGAGUAACAAAGGUUCUUCUUCUGGGGAGGGGAAGAAGAAGAAAAUGGAAACGGUUGAUGUUAGAAAGUUGAAUCGUUUUCACCGUGAACGCCUCGUUGACGAAGCUUUCGCUACCAAUGAACAAGAUAAUUACAAGCUCCUUUCUGCCAUCAAGGAACGUUUCAAUAGGGCUGGAAUGGAGGUGCCAAGUAUCGAAGUGAGAUACAAAAACUUGACAAUUGGAGCUGAAAUUCAGUUAGGUUCAAGAGCUCUGCCAACUUUGCUCAAUUGGACACGAGACGGCCUUGAGGGUUUUGUAACGAGCUUGGGAAUAGGUCGACCUAAAAGACAUUCUUUGACCAUCUUGAAUAAUAUUAGUGGUGUUAUCAAACCUGGGAGGAUGACAUUGCUGUUAGGACCUCCAGGAUCGGGCAAAACUACCUUACUUUUGGCUCUUGCGGGAAAACUUGAUGGCAGCCUCAAGAGAAGUGGUAGCAUAACAUACAAUGGCCAUGAACAAAACGAGUUUUGUAUUCAAAGGGCUUCUGCAUACACUAGCCAAACUGAUAAUCACAUAGCAGAAUUGACAGUGAGAGAAACUUUUGAUUUUGCAAAUAGAUGUCAAGGUUCAAAUGAUGGAGGGUAUGUGAAAAAUCUGGAACGCUUAGAGAAGGAAAAAAACAUACUUCCAAGUCCAGAAACUGAUGCAUUUAUGAAGGCAGCAUCUGUUGGUGGCAAAAAGCACAGUGUGAUGACAGAUUAUAUUUUGAGAGUGCUUGGUCUUGAUGUAUGUUCAGAUACGGUUGUAGGCAAUGAAAUGAUAAGGGGGGUCUCUGGUGGCCAAAAAAAGAGAGUUACAACAGGAGAAAUGAUUGUUGGACCAAGAAAAGCUCUAUUUAUGGAUGAAAUAUCAACUGGACUUGAUAGCUCAACCACAUUCCAGAUAGUAAAAUGCAUAAGAAAUUUUGUUCAUCAAAUGGAUGCUACAGUGCUAAUGGCUCUUCUUCAGCCCGCACCAGAGACAUUUGAGCUCUUUGAUGAUCUUGUGCUUCUGUCAGAUGGGUAUGUUGUAUAUGAAGGCCCCAGAGAAGAUGUGCUGGAGUUUUUUGAAUCCUUAGGUUUCAAACUUCCAUCACGCAAGGGAGUUGCAGAUUUUCUUCAAGAGGUGACAUCUAAAAAAGAUCAAGCUCAAUACUGGACUGAUUCUUCAAAACCAUAUAAAUUUAUUUCAGUUCCAGAGAUUGCAGAAGCUUUUAAAAAUUCCAAAUUUGGAAAGUCUGUAGAAUCCAUGUGUAAUGCUCCCUUUGAUAAGUCAAAGAGUCAUCCUUCAGCAUUGCCCAAAACUAGAUUUGCUGUGUCAAAGUGGGAUCUCUUUAAGGCUUGCUUGUCACGAGAGUUGACCUUGAUCAGCAGGAAUAGGUUUCUUUACAUUUUUAGGACCUGCCAGGUUGCAUUUGUUGGAUUUGUCACAUGCACGAUGUUCCUAGAUGCAAGAUUUCAUCCUAAAGAUGAGGCUUAUGGAAAUCUCUAUCAAUCUGCACUAUUUUUUGGACUGGUGCAUAUGAUGUUUAAUGGAUAUUCUGAGUUAUCUCUCAUGAUAUCUCGGCUCCCUGUCUUUUAUAAACAAAGAAACAAUUUAUUUUAUCCUGCUUGGACAUGGUCUAUUUCCACUUGGAUUCUCCAAGUACCUUAUUCCAUUGUUGAAUCUAUUAUAUGGACUUGUGUUGUAUACUACACUGUUGGAUUUGCCCCUGCAGCUGGAAGGUUUUUCCGCUUCAUGCUUUUGUUAUUCGUGGUGCACCAAAUGGCAUUAGGUCUCUUCAAGUUUAUGGCUUCUCUUGCACGCGAUAUGGUCCUUGCUAAUACAUUUGGAUCGGCUGCACUGAUGAUUAUAUUCUUGCUGGGAGGAUUUAUUAUCCCAAAAGGUAUGAUUAAGCCAUGGUGGAUUUGGGGUUACUGGUUGUCACCUCUUACCUAUGGACAAAGAGCAAUUUCAGUCAAUGAAUUUACUGCCACAAGAUGGAUGGAGCAUUCUGCUUUUGGGGACACCACAGUUGGUUAUAAUAUUCUCAAUGGAUUCAAUUUACCAACUGAUGAUUACUGGUAUUGGGCUGGUCUUGGAGUUGUAACAGCAUACUCAUUGCUUUUCAACAACUUGGUCACUGUGGCCUUGAAUUAUCUGAAUCCAAUCCGAAAACCACGAGCAAUUAUUCUUUCUGAUGAUGAGGACUCACAAAAUAGUAAAGAUAAAGAUAGUAAAGAAUCAACAAUAAGUUCCAAAUCUACUGGUGGGGACAGCCAAGUCAAGGGAAUGAUUCUUCCUUUUCAACCAUUGACAAUGACAUUCCACAAUGUCAAUUACUAUGUUGAUAUGCCAAAGGAGAUAAAAAAACAAGGCAUAACAGAAUCCAGGUUGAGGCUCUUGUCAAAUGUGAGUGGAGUUUUCGCGCCCGGUGUCUUAACGGCGUUGAUGGGAUCAAGUGGAGCUGGAAAGACAACUUUAAUGGAUGUGCUUGCUGGAAGGAAAACAGGAGGUUAUAUUGAGGGUGAUAUUAAAAUAUCUGGCUACCCAAAAGUUCAACACACAUUUGCCAGAAUAGCAGGAUAUGUUGAACAAAAUGACAUACAUUCUCCUCAGGUGACUGUUGAGGAGUCCCUAUGGUUUUCUGCAUCAUUAAGGCUUCCAAAGGAAGUGAGCAAAGAAAAAAAGCAUGAAUUUGUUGAACAAGUAAUGAAACUAGUAGAGCUUGAUGGUUUAAGAGAUGCUUUGGUUGGAAUGCCUGGCACUUCUGGCUUAUCCACUGAGCAGAGAAAGCGGUUGACAAUUGCUGUGGAGCUUGUAGCAAACCCUUCCAUAAUUUUCAUGGAUGAACCUACAUCAGGACUUGAUGCACGUGCAGCAGCCAUUGUUAUGAGAACUGUUCGCAAUACUGUUGAUACUGGAAGAACGGUUGUUUGCACCAUACAUCAACCAAGUAUUGAUAUAUUUGAAGCAUUUGAUGAGUUGCUUCUUAUGAAACGCGGAGGAAGAGUUAUAUAUGGUGGGAAGAUUGGUAGGCAAUCAGAUGUUCUGAUAAACUAUUUUCAGAGUAUCAAUGAAAUCCCCCCAAUCCCUAGUGGUUACAAUCCAGCUACUUGGAUGCUUGAGGUUACCACAGCUGCUGUUGAAGGGAAAAUUGGUUCAGACUUUGCAGAUCUUUACCAAAAUUCUGAACAAUUCAGGGGGGUGGAAACUUCUAUUAUGCAAUAUGGAGAACCUCCUGCUGGCUCAGAACCAUUGAAGUUUGACACGUUAUAUUCACAAGGCACAUGGUCACAAUUUCUCAGGUGUUUAUGGAAGCAAAAUCUUGUGUACUGGAGAAGUCCACAAUAUAAUGCAAUGAGGUUGAUAUUUACAGUAAUAAGCGCUUUGAUAUUUGGUUCCGUAUUUUGGGACAUUGGUUCAAAAAGGGAAUCAACUCAACAAGUGAUUGUAAUUAUGGGUGCACUUUUCUCUGCAUGCUUGUUCCUUGGGGUAAAUAAUGCAUCUUCUGUGCAACCCGUUGUUUCAAUAGAAAGGACAGUGUUUUAUAGAGAGAAAGCAGCUGGAAUGUACUCUCCAAUUGCAUAUGCAACAGCACAAGGGCUGGUGGAGGUUCCAUACAUUCUUUUUCAGACAUUAAUAUUUGGUGUAAUCACAUAUUUCAUGGUCAAUUUUGACAGGAAUAUUGGAAAGUUUUUUCUGUAUCUUAUCUUCCUGUUCCUAACAUUUACCUACUUCACCUUUUACGGCAUGAUGGCUGUUGGUGUUACACCUACUCAACAUUUAGCAGCUGUUAUUUCUUCUGCAUUUUAUUCUCUAUGGAAUCUUGUAUCAGGUUUUCUUAUUCCAAAAUCUCAUAUUCCUGCAUAUUGGAUUUGGUUCCAUUAUCUCUGCCCAGUUGCUUGGACACUACGUGGCAUUGUAACAUCUCAGCUUGGUGAUGUGCAAGACAUAAUUGUGGGACCUGGAUUUAAGGGCACUGUGAAAGAGUAUAUAUCUCUUACUCUUGGAUAUGAUCCCACAAUUAAUGGUGUCUCAGCAGUGUUGGUGUCAGCAAUCGUGCUUAUUUGCUUCAACAUCCUUUUCUUUGGUUCCUUUGCUGUAUCGGUUAAAGUUUUGAAUUUCCAAAGGAGAUGA